Messenger RNA from Octodon degus (degu), 3938 nucleotides. It is a transcript of the gene Flywch1, whose product is annotated as FLYWCH-type zinc finger 1. The transcript is spliced from 10 exons. NCBI's taxonomy places the organism in Eukaryota, Metazoa, Chordata, Mammalia, Rodentia, Octodontidae. The record is from RefSeq and is a predicted model, not a curated record. Bases 824 to 2935 code for a protein of 703 amino acids.
UCCUGAACAUUGGGAUUACAGGCCACCUUCUGUGACCUGUCCUCUCCCAGGGAGGACCCGUCUAUGAAGGCCAAGAAGGUGUUUCAAAGAGAGAACAAGAUGGGGCGGGUGACCGAGCAGGUGCCAAGUGUGCUCUGUGCCCUGUGGGAAGGCAGUAUGUAUGGGACGGGGGCAGCAUCCCACAGCCAUGCUCAUACAAGGUAUGGACUUCCCUGCAAAGUUGGGCAGUUGAGGGGAGGAGGGCUUUUGUUAGGGUUUUGUUUGGUUUGGAUGUGGAAGACAUAAGUUCUUUAAGGUCCAAGUGGAAGGAAAGCUGCAGAGGCAGUGAGAGGUUUGGAGAGUGCAGAGAACAGGAUGUGGCGGUAGAGAAAGGGCUCAAGGAGCCCCGAGAUGCGACCAGGGACUGGAUGGAGCUGACCGAGAAGGAAAAAUGGUGAAUAAGAGAAAAUGUAAAGUGCCUUUUGUUUGUUUGUUUGUUUCUAGACAAGUGUUACACACUGAGCUUCACUCUCAGCUCAGAAAGGUAAAACUCCUAAUCAAAGAGGGAUAACUUCAGUUAUUCAGAAAUGUUGUAUUGUUCAUCAGUGAUGUCAGGGAAAUGGGACAAGUGUGUUUUUUGUUUUUGUUUUUGUUUUUGUUUUUGUGGUACCAGAGAUUGAACUCAGGACCCUGCACUUUGCAGGCAAGCACUUAUUCUACUGAGCUAUCUCCCUGGCUACUGGUGGUUUUUGUGCAUAAGGACAGAGUCUAGAUGGGCAGAUUCCAGGCCAGGGAGGAAGAAGAGCUCAUCUGCCCAGGUCGAGAGUGAGCUGAAGGUGCCAGGAUGCCCCUGCCUGAGCCUGGUGAGCAGGAGGGCAAGAGUAUGAAGGCUGCCCAGGAGCCAUCCCUGGGGCCCAGCAUGGGUGCUGCUGCGGCGGAGUUCUCCAAUCUGGUCCUGCUGCCGUCAGACCAGGCGGGCGGCCAGGUGGGCUGUGAUCCCUCGGAGGUACACUGUGUCCUCUCCCUGGAGCUGAUUGACCCCUCCACCCUGACCAGCACCCUCCUGCCAGCUGAGGAGGAGGAGCAGCAGGUACAGGUGGUACCGCCACGCAUGUGGUCCUCUGGGCUGAAGCGCAGCAAGCUGGAGCCAGUCUCCCAGCCCCUGGAGUUCCUGAAAACCCCAUUUGGGGGCCGCCUCCUUGUCCUUGAGUCAUUCCUGUACAAGCAGGAGAAGGCUGUAGGGGACAAGGUGUACUGGAAGUGCCGCCAGCAUGCUGAGCUGGGCUGCCGGGGACGGGCCAUCACCCGGGGCACGAAGGCUACAGUGAUGCGGGACCACUGCCACCCGCCGGACGAGGAGGGCCUAGCGGCGCGGCGCCAAAAAGAAAAACUUCCUAACUCAGCCUUGCUGGAGAGCUUGGGGGAUUCCCAGGGUCCUGCUGGAGGCCCAGUGGAGGAGCUACUCAAGGAAGUGAGCCCAUGGCUAUGCCCUCAGGGACCAGAGCCUGCCCCCCAGCAGGUACAGAGCGAGCCGGAGCCAGAGAGGCAGCAGGUGCUUCAGACCCUGCCCCUUAUGAGCUUGCCACUCAAGAAACGCAGGACGCGGGGCAUGGGCCUGCCUGCAGGCGUGGAGUUCCUGAGGACGUGCUACGGGGGCACCUUCCUUGUGCACCAGUCCUUCCUCUACAAGCGGGAGAAGACUGUGGGUGACAAGGUGUACUGGACAUGCCGGGACCACACACUGCAUAGCUGCCGCAGCCGUGUCAUCACCCAGGGCCCAAAAAUAACAGUGAUGCGAAGCCACUGCCACUCACCUGACAAGGAGGCCCUGCAGUUGCGGCGGCAGCAGCACAAGACCAUGCGACCACCUCGGCCCAGGCCAGCUCGCCCUGGGGGCUGCAAAGACAAGCUGCUCCAAGGUGUGGACAGUCUGAUCCAUCACCAGGGGCUGCAGGCCCCUACCCUCACCAGGGCCCGGCCCAGAAAGAAAGCGAAAGUCCAAGCCUCACAGCAAUCCCCUGAAGAGGACCAGGAUAUAGACCCUGAAGGCCCUGAGUUUCUUCGGACCCCACUGGGGGGCAGCUUCCUGGUGUACGAGUCCUUCCUCUACAGGCGGGAGAAGGCAGCCGGAGACAAGGUGUACUGGACGUGCCGGGACCAGGCACGCAUGGGCUGCCGCAGCCGCGCCAUCACCCAGGGCCAGCGGGUGACAGUGAUGAGAGCCCACUGCCACCCACCUGAUGUGUUGGGCCUGGAAACGCUGCGGCAACGGGACAAAAACCCCAGCCCCACUCAUCGGGAGAGCCUAGGAGGUCCGGAGUUCAUACGAACCCCUCUGGGGGGCAGCUUCCUGGUGUACGAGUCCUUCCUGUACAGGCGGGAGAAGGCCACUGGAGACAAGGUGUACUGGACGUGCCGGGACCAGGCGCGCAUGGGCUGCCGCAGCCGCGCCAUCACCCAGGGCCAGCACGUGAUGGUCAUGCGCAGGCACUGCCACCCGCCCGACCUGGGUGGCCUAGAGGCCCUGCGGCAGCGGGAGCACCUCCCCAACCUAUCCCAGUGGGAAGGCCCAGAGCCGCAGCAGCCCCUGGAGUUCCUGAGAACGUCCCUUGGCGGCAGGUUCCUGGUGUAUGAGUCUUUCCUCUACCGGAAAGAGAAGGCUGCCGGUGAAAAGGUGUAUUGGAUGUGCCGGGACCAGGCCCGGCUGGGCUGCCGCAGCCGUGCCAUCACCCAGGGCCGGCGCGUGAUGGUCAUGCGCAGCCACUGCCACCUGCCUGACCUGGCCGGCCUGGAGGCCCUGCGGCAGCGUGAGCGGCUCCCCAACCCAGCCCAGCAGGAGGACUCAGAAAAGAUAAAACUUCUGCCUGAAGCUCAACUGUACAUGGAGACCUGUUCUGAAAGCCAGCAGAUUUGUAGAAACGUGGAGGAGACAAGCCCAGAUGUCGAGGCCCAGUGAGAUGUCUCCAUGCAGGCAGCAGAGCGGCAUUGGCUGGUGACCCAGAUGUUUCCCCUCCAUCCACAGAGGCAUUUUCCACCCAUCUAGAGUUGCUUGACAAGUUCUUUCAUUCUCCCAAGUAUCUGUGGCUGUUUCCUCACAGGUCUCCCAGUGCUUGGACAGUGUCUUUGUGUCAGCAAAAAUAGCUCUCUGAGCUGGUGGCACAUGGUGGGCAGGAAGGUGCAGCGCAGGGCACAGAAAGCUCUGGGGGGAGCAUCGGGAUGGGACAGAGAGGCCCCAUCACCUCUGCUGCCCAGGGCCACAAGCGCCGGAGAACAGACUUUGCAAGGACUUUGUAGCAGGUGGGGUCCCACGUGGCCCUAUGAAAUAACAUCCCCCGGGCCAGCACAGGCAGGGGCUUUUGCUCCUUCUGGAGAGCACCCUUCACAGACUGGCACAGGCCGCACAGGGUAUCUCCUGUGGGGGUGGCACUUCCUGGUCUUUGGCCACCUGCUGCCCCCUGGGUACAGUCGGCCCCUAGCACAGUGGAGCAGUUCCCAGGUGGACUGGCGAGCCCCUGUGUGCAAUUCCCAUGCAAGCGUCCUUCCCAGAAGUGGCAGCCAGCGCUGGGCAGACACUGGACUGCAUGGUGGCCCUUGGUCACCUGCAUUUACCCACAGCAUGAGGGCAGAGAGUCAGCUGUUGACGAGGUCCAGCCCUCCUCCCACUGGGAAGCAAGCAAAGUGCCUACCAAGGUGGUCUGGCUGAGCUGUCCUCCAAGGGGCACAGGAACACCUGCCAGGAACUGCAGAGCCUCCUGCAUGCCAACAAGGGUGCCCCAGACAGCAGGCCCCCGUCCCCACCCUGUAAUACUGGAGGAAAUGUGCAGUGUGGUGGCAGGGUCCCCUCUCCUGGCAGCCUGGCCACAGAACUGUCAUCCCCUGUUGAGUAGUGACAGCUUGUGUGCCCUUGGCCCUCUGCUCAUCUGCUUCCUCCAAUAAAUCCUGUUUCCUGUCUUACUGCA